Molecule: messenger RNA, 306 nt
Organism: Adineta ricciae
Lineage: Eukaryota; Metazoa; Rotifera; Eurotatoria; Adinetida; Adinetidae
Source: the annotation of a GenBank genome assembly
AUGGCUUUUCGUACAACCAAUCAACAUGAUAAUCGUGGAUUUAUCAUAAACAUCAAUCCCAAUCCAUCACCAGCUGAACUAGAACACCAAUCUGAAAUUGCCCAGUUGAACAUCGAGUGGCGUCAGGCAUUUCAAGAUCUACUCGAAAAAUUUAACAAACUUGAAAAACAAUAUAUUCAAGAUAUCGUUGGAUUAAUGAUUGACCUUAUGGUGACAAAAGUUGAAGCUAACAUCGAUAGUCAAAAGCGUGCUUUUUCACCUGAUGAUGUUGCUGAAGGAAGGAAAAAAAGAGCUCGCAGCAAUUAG